AUGGCUCCAAUCACAGAAAUAAAACAGAACUUUGCUAGCUGGAUGAGCUUCGAGCCGGAGAUCGAGCCAGCCAAGCCGGUCUACGAAGCCAGCUCCUACCAAGAGACCAGCGCCCAAAAGGACUAUGUUGUGAUGGCCAACGGAAAGAAGAUGCCAUUGGUUGGCUUGGGCACAUGGCAAGGCCGUGACCCAGUCGCCUUUAAAGAUGCAUUGAGAUUGGCAUUGGACUCGGGAUAUCGCUACAUUGACACCGCCUACCUGUACUACAACGAGGACCUUAUUGGAGAAGUGCUGGAAGAGUACAUUACCUCAGGCAAAGUAAAGCGAGAAGAGCUGUUUGUAGCCACCAAACUCCCAACUCAAGGCCACAAACCCGAAGAUGUCGAGCACUUCAUCCAGAACUCACUCAAAGCUCUUCGCAUCGACUACAUCGACCUCUACCUGAUGCACAAUGCCUGCGGAAUGGCACACGACGACAAUUACCAACGUAUUGAGAUCGAACCUGGAGUCUACGCCCCCGACCUCACCCCUCACAUCGAAACCUGGAGAAUGUUCGAACGCUACUACAAGAUGGGCAUUCUGAAGGCGAUCGGCGUCUCCAACUUCCGUGCCGACCAACUCCUCGACCUGCACAAGAAGGCCGAGAUCAAGCCUCAGAAUCUGCAGAUCGAGCUACACAUCCACCACCGUCGUCGCGACCUAAUUGCCCUCUGUCGUGAAUUGGAUAUUGUUGUAUCCAGCUAUGCCACUUUGGGAUCACCAGGCCGUCUGGAAGGCUUCCGCAAAGCACCAAUGGGCGAGUGGCCCCAUGCUGACAACCUCAACCACCCAGUCACGCAAGAAUUGGCCAAGAAGUACAACAAAACUCCCGCCCAAAUCCUGCUACGACACAUGGUACAACAGGGCAUCACGGUCAUCCCCAAGAGUACCAACCCCGAGCGCCUGAAGCAAAACUUUUCACUUUUCGACUUCGAACUGAGUGAAGAGGACAUGCAACGGUUCGAUGACAUCAAAGAGGAUGUACGACUGUUUGUGUACCCACAUCUGGUCAAAAGCCCUCACUUCCCACCCUACUAA
This is a messenger RNA of Bursaphelenchus okinawaensis, 1077 nucleotides long. The record is from the annotation of a GenBank genome assembly. Lineage: Eukaryota; Metazoa; Nematoda; Chromadorea; Rhabditida; Aphelenchoididae.